UGUUGCCCUGCAGAGAUCCUCAUCCGCUUUUUGCUUCUCACUCGACCACCAUCUUCUCGCUAUCCUUUGUGUCGUUUGGUUGAUAUUCUACUCGACAUAAUGUCUGCGAACGGUGUAUCCAUACCAGCAGGCGCGUCUGCCGCUGUUCUCAAGCCCUCCGAACCGGUGCCGGACGUCGCAAUUUCGGUGGAAGGGCCGAACUUCGACAAAGCUGUUUCUCUCACCCAGCUGCUAGACAGUUACAAGCGCAUCGGCUUUCAGGCAAGCAGUCUGGCAAAAGCAAUCGAGGUCGUUAACAAAAUGCGAAAAUGGCGGCUUUCGGACGAGCCUCUCACAGAGGACGAGUCGGAAGAAUAUCGUUCCCAGGAAGUGCGGGAACAGACCCGAUGCGAUGUGUUCCUGGGCUACACCUCCAACCUCAUUUCGUCUGGGCUGCGCGAAGUCAUCCUGCACCUCGUGAAGCACAAACACGUCAGAGCGAUCGUGACCACAGCUGGGGGCAUCGAGGAAGACUUUAUCAAAUGUCUAGGCAAGACGUACCUGGCUGACUUCAACCUGGACGGCGCGGACCUGAGGCGACGGGGAAUGAAUCGCAUCGGGAACCUCAUUGUGCCGAACGACAACUACUGCAAGUUCGAGGACUGGCUCACGCCUAUACUGGAUCAGAUGCUUGCUGAGCAGAAGGAGACCGGGGAGGUGUGGUCGCCCAGCUCCUUCAUUAGGAGGCUCGGGAAGGAAAUUAAUAACGAAGAGUCUGUGUACUACUGGGCUUACAAAAAUGACAUCCCGGUAUUUUGUCCUGCCCUGACUGACGGGUCAUUGGGCGACAUGAUCUACUUCCAUUCCUUCAAAAACCCCGGUUUGGUCGUUGACAUCGUACGCGAUAUCCGCGCCCUCAAUGAAUUGUCCCGCAAGUCGAAGAAAGCAGGGAUGAUCAUUCUUGGUGGUGGUGUCUGCAAACACCAGAUUGCCAACGCGAUGCUCAUCCGCAACGGAGCCGACUUCUCGGUGUACAUUAACACUGGACAAGAGUUUGACGGUUCAGACUCCGGUGCCCGUCCUGACGAGGCUGUCUCAUGGGGCAAAAUCCGCGUAGGCUCCGAAUCCGUCAAGGUCUUUGCGGAUGCCACUCUCGUGUUCCCGCUCUUGGUGGCUGCUACAUUCGCCCAAGACGUGUCGAAAGAAACCGAGGCAUAGGGUCGUAUCAAUGCGAAGCGUCGAUGUAAUCCACUUCAAGGCUGGCCAUAGACUCAAUUAAACCAGAUAUAUGUAGCGAUAACGAGUCGGAUGUGUAGCUGUUGGAGUGCACAUGUAUACUACUAGUGUUUGUGUAGAUCGUGUGUUUUGAUUGACUGAAUACUGCCGGCAAGAAAACCCAGCCUUCAGAUUGAA
Molecule: messenger RNA, 1392 nt
Organism: Rhodofomes roseus
Lineage: Eukaryota; Fungi; Basidiomycota; Agaricomycetes; Polyporales; Fomitopsidaceae
Product: Deoxyhypusine synthase
Exons: 6
Coding region: 100-1197 (365 amino acids)
Biological process (GO): peptidyl-hypusine biosynthetic process
Cellular component (GO): cytoplasm
Molecular function (GO): deoxyhypusine synthase activity
Source: RefSeq, a predicted model, not a curated record